AUGGACACCUUCAACAAGCUGCCAGCUGAGCUGCGACAAGAGAUUCUCAUCCAAACCUUUUCCAGGCGCACUAUUUCGCAGCUUAUUCACGCCUCGCCUACUAUGCUUCAACAAUACAUCGCAUCAAAAGAGUACAUUACGAGGGCGUUGCUUGCCUCUGAAUUCGAUGAUUCAAUGGUUCAAGAUGCCAUGGCCAUCAUCCUUUUCCCUCCACACCCUACGUACGGUGAUCUAACAACCGAGGCUUUCCACCACUGCCAAUCUUGGGCUGCGCAAGAGCUCCAAAAUCCGCUCCUGCAACCUUUAACAAAACAAAACGGUCCAUUGAUCAACAAACUUGGCGAACUACAUGGGCAGCUGUUGUUUUUUGUUGAGGACUACCUUACUAAAGCAACUGCUGUCCUACCCUGUCGGGAGUACAUUUGUCUUUCUGAAUUAUCGAUAAUCCGUAACCAACUGACAUUCAAGGGCCGCCCAGUCAGCAAUCGAUUCGACGCAGCAAACCUUACAGGUUUAGAGAGAAAGCGACUAUUAAGAGCUUUUUUACGGUAUCAACUCCGAUGUUUGAUUUUCCAAGGUCGGGGUCGCUUUGUUGACAAGUAUUUCGACAAGGCAUUGCAUCAGUACGGAGACCAAAAGUUUCAGCCGUCGGACCAAGAGGCAAUUCGUUGCGUUCACACAUAUGUUAAGUCCAUCUACGGGGCUAUCUUCGCCCAGUGUAGCGAUGCAUGGCUGCCUGAAGUUGACUCAGUUCCUACUUCGUCUGCGAUCUCUGGCUUACUUUAUCCAGACAGCUUCUGGGUGGACCCUGAUGCCUAUGCAUCCGAUAUGUGCUGGCGAAGCUACAUUCCAGAUGCGUCAAAACUGGCAAGCUUGGGUUUCGAUCCUGUCAAAACGUUUCUUCGAUCCGCUGCAGCCGGAGAGCAUGGGCGGGAUCACCUCAAGAAGUGGUUCGUGGACGACUGUGUUCGGCGCCAUAAAAAAGGCGACCCCUACUGGUGGAUCAGCGACCGCAGUCUGAUGGGUUACAAUAGCGGGCAUGAAGGGGAAGAAGAUUGCCAAAAGAGUCCAGGUAUGUACCAGAGACUCCACCUCCGUAUUGCAGCCACCUGCGAAACGCACAGAGAGAUAUACCGACAGCGAGCGUGGGUAUUUUUCGACGAUUCCCGAUUUUACCCAUCGUCUGGUGUAAAACAGCAUUUCCCAACUUCGGAUGACCUUAAAAAAGAGCGGUUUGACGUUGCCUUGCGAAACGCAGAAUGGGUUUUGAAUCCCGCAGAUGCUAGAGCUCGGCAUCGAUCGCAGAAAUGGCACGACGGAAAGCGCAAGGUUAUUUGGACGUCACUUGAUUACUGA
This is a messenger RNA of Colletotrichum destructivum, 1356 nucleotides long. RefSeq lists its product as uncharacterized. The transcript has a single exon. The record is from RefSeq and is a predicted model, not a curated record. Lineage: Eukaryota; Fungi; Ascomycota; Sordariomycetes; Glomerellales; Glomerellaceae. Bases 1 to 1356 code for a protein of 451 amino acids.